AUGUCCGAGUCAACGAUGGAUAAAGCCCCUGAGGUGAAUGUCGAGACUGCUGAGGCUCAGAGCAGCGCAGUUGGUGAGCAGUCGGCGGUCAAGGCCCCCAAAAUCAAGACAAGAGCAGUUGAUGCUGCUCUUAUGAUUGGCUUUGUAUUUCGUGUACCUGUUGGAGAGGGCCAGACUGCCAACGAGGAACAAGGCUUUGGAGUCCGCUACCGUUUUGACGCAACUUUGGGCGGUGGUACGGCCAUCCCGUCUGAUUACGCUGAGAUUUCCGUCCGAUUCCCUCGCGAAGGAUGUACCUUCGCAUGCGAAGAAGCCUCCUCGGCCGUUUUUGAUCGGUUUCCUAACGCCACGGGGCGGGAGAAGGGCCUCACGGUCAUUCGGGUCUGCCUCGCUGAUGAAGCCCGGGUCACGGUCCACGGUUUCGGCAUACCCUUUGCGAACGCGGAUGACCCUCAAGUGGAGGGCUGGGUAAACGAAAGCAAGCCCAUCACCGGCAACCUCACUCUUCUGGACUUCAUUAGGCAGAGGAACUUUUACAUCCUCGUUCGCCUGGCUCCUGAUGUCGCCAGCAAGGCAUUUUCCAUGGAGAAGCUGCCGCCGCCAUUCAAGUAUCCAUACGGCACAGACCAAAGAUGGGACGUCGACAAGUUCAAGGACUUGAUCAAGGUCAACAAAGGCCACCAGUUCAGGGAAGCCUACAACCACGACGAUGACAAUCACCACAUGACAGUCGUGAAUCAGAGUAACGUGCAAGAUGUCAUGUGGCUUGACGACGUAGCUAUCGAGAUCGCGGAGACCAAGUUCCCUGCCUAUUUCGUUCGCCCUGAUCUUGGAGUUCCCACGGCCGACACUGAUCGCUUCUUCGUCAUCGUCGCCACCCGAGAAGGCUUUCUGAAGGAGCAUCAAAAAGCCUGGAUGCAUCUGAGACAACAAGGGCCACUGUUGCUUCAUCUCUACGACAAUCCCCAAAACAGUGAGCCAGACGCCAUAUGGGAGUGCAAGAUCGUGGAUCGCCCUGCUAUAGAGCGACACGAGACCGCAAAGCACGAGCUGGUCCUCCUGGUCCGACGGCCAAAGCGGGCGGACAUGAAUCCGAACUAUGUUGAGAGGAUGGAACUUCACCGAGCUCUCGUCCGCGGAACCGGCUUCUACGACUGGAUGGUGAAAGAAGAUGCGCCGAGAUCCACCGUGGCCGCCACACCAUCUCUCUCUGUGGUCGACACCAACGUCGUGUAUCGCCGGUUGCCCUCCGUCAACUUCCUGGACUUUGGAGAUAGCGUCCGUGCCGAAGCGAUCGUCAACGAGGCGCUUCCUCAUGAUCGCGACCGUUUUCGUGGGUACCUGAGCAACCGGCCUCUUGGAUUUGGGAUGAUUGCAGGCAGGUACGGCCGAGUCCUGUGCUCCGCGCCGAGCGACGCCGCCGUGGACAACUUCGCCGCUCGUUUAGACACGAGGACACGCGCCAUGACUGAGGCCUGCAACCAAGUCAAAGAGCCGAGCGGUCCACAGCACUACCGCCAUCGCCUUGUCAUCAGGGCGUACGAGCCAAACGCCGAGGUGGGUGCCUUCAACGCCUUGCUCAGGGACCCAACGCUGGGCGAUGGAGCGGCUCCAGAGAGAUGGGGAUGGGCACCCCAAUGGAAGCUUCAUCUUUCUUUGGCGUUCUGGUUCCUGGCGGUCCUUGGCUCUCCUGCCGUGAGAGAGUUGCAUCCGGAUGACAGUCAGGAUCUGUGGGACCUACGCCAGCAGAUUGACGGCACAGAGCCGGAGCUUGAGCGCUUGCGCGACGUCGCCACUGGAGUCACUACCUGGGAGCAAUACGAGCGGGACGGUCCAGUCGCGAACAAGACAAUCGAGUUCUACUUGCUCCGUCUCUUGCCAUACGCCAACAUGCUCUGCAUGACGCCCGCAGGAACCGAGCAUGUUGCCAUGUAUCGAGCCUGGAAAACUCGAGUCGCUCGCGGCAUCGCGGUAGAUGAGGCGGGUACCAUGAACCGGGCAGACCUCUACUGCGUCUGGGGUAAUACUUGUCUGCCGUGCUUCCUAUCUGGCGACCCCCAACAGACUGUUCCGACCGUCUUGGGGAAAAACGCUAGGGAUGGUGACGGCAACUUUCUCAACCGGUUCGCAAAGAGCGCCUCUAUUUCGGCUUUGGCUUUCUUCCAGGCAACUGGCAUUCCGGUAUACCGGCUGAAGACCAAGCUGCCCUAA
Molecule: messenger RNA, 2211 nt
Organism: Trichoderma citrinoviride
Lineage: Eukaryota; Fungi; Ascomycota; Sordariomycetes; Hypocreales; Hypocreaceae
Exons: 9
Coding region: 1-2211 (736 amino acids)
Source: RefSeq, a predicted model, not a curated record